Molecule: messenger RNA, 891 nt
Organism: Fonsecaea erecta
Lineage: Eukaryota; Fungi; Ascomycota; Eurotiomycetes; Chaetothyriales; Herpotrichiellaceae
Exons: 4
Coding region: 1-891 (296 amino acids)
Cellular component (GO): intracellular anatomical structure
Molecular function (GO): oxidoreductase activity, acting on NAD(P)H, oxygen as acceptor
Source: RefSeq, a predicted model, not a curated record
AUGUUCAUAUCCCCUCGCCGAAACCUGAAGACCCUCCCUUCCUUCUCCCUUGAAAACAAAACAUGUGUUGUGACUGGAUCUGCCCGAGGAUUGGGAAAAGAGUUCCUCACCGCCUUUGCUCUCUCCGGUGCCAAAGGAGCUUGCAUUGACCUGUCGUUGAAGGAUUGCGAAUCAUCUAUCGCCUCGAUAACCUCUCAAGUACGAGAUGCGUACCCACAUGACCCAGUCCCAGAACUUCGUGCCUAUGAGUGCAACGCCACGAUCGAGUCAGAUGUGAAGACAACAUGGGCAAAGAUUGUGGAGGACUUUGGGAAAGUCGAUGUUCUUGUCACCGCGGCUGGAAUUGUAGAUAACGUCGAGGCUGAGAAUUAUGAAUACGCCCGCUGGCGAAAGAUGAUGGACAUCAACAUUGAGCAAGUUAUCCCAUGCGGCUCGUGGCUUUUCGCCCGUGAAGCUGGCAAGCACAUGCUCCAGCACAACAUCCAUGGCUCUAUAAUCUUGAUUGCGUCGAUGUCUGCAACGAUCUGUGUCCGCCCUCAAAAACAAGCCGCAUAUAACGCCUCCAAAGGCGCCGUGCAGAUGCUCUCCAAGUCGCUGGCGACAGAAUGGGGCCCGAGAGGUAUCAGAGUCAAUAGUCUUAGCCCAGGUUACAUGAAGACGGAUCUGAUAAAGGGGUUGCUGGAAAAUGAAGGGAAAGAGCUCGUGGGCAGCUGGGAGAAAGACAUUCCGAUGGGAAGGAUGGCCGAACCGCACGAGUUGAGGGGCACGAUCGUUUGGAUGGCCAGUGAAGCGAGCAGUUAUUUGAAUGGAAGUGAUGUGGCUGCAGAUUGUGGAUGGCGGCUAUACUUCCUGGUGAUCAAGAUGGCCAUGGAGCAGGGUAGACCGGAUUAA